This is a messenger RNA of Lucilia sericata (common green bottle fly), 1998 nucleotides long. Its product is annotated as GTP-binding protein Rhes. The record is from RefSeq and is a predicted model, not a curated record. Lineage: Eukaryota; Metazoa; Arthropoda; Insecta; Diptera; Calliphoridae. The coding region runs from base 495 to 1895 and encodes 466 amino acids. The transcript is spliced from 6 exons. Gene Ontology annotation, molecular function: GTP binding; GTPase activity.
UAUUGUUUGAAAUCUUUAAAGUUGGGAUUUUUGGAAAUUAUAUGUCAAUACAGAGUAUAUUGGCCAACAAACAAACAAACAUGAAUGUUUAAAACUACAACUACCAUCACUUCAAAACAACAAUAUAAACCACCGAUAAAUAGGACCAACCAACAACAAAAACUUUUCCAUAUAUUAUAGAUGAAAAUAAAUUCCAUUUUCCUACUUUAUAACUAUUAUUGUUAUUUUUGCUAUUGCUGCUGUUGUGGUUGCUUCGGCUACUGAUGCUAUUAAAGUUGUAUAAAGUAGUAGUUCUGUAUAAAAUAUCGAACUGCCCAGUUAUGGCCACUUGUUUUGCUCCAAAAUAGGCAAUUAUAUUUACAUCACAACACAUCACAUUGGAAAACUAACCAAAAGGCAAUUUGGAGAGACCAUUGAAUACAACCCAAAUCGAAGGAAACUUAAAACAAAAACUAAAGUGAAGUGAAGAGGAAAGAAGUGUUUUAUUUCAUUCUAUGUCGGUCUGGACGGAUGUCAAUAUGAUUCGUUGCAAAAAUUGGUUUUGCGCCCGCAGCAAUAACAAUGACUAUGCGGAGGUUCUAUUUGGUGAUAGCAAAACCACAACACAAACUACAGCCGUAACAACGGACACAACAACCACAUCCAACCUGGUGCGGCAACAACAGCCGGCAAAUGGUAAACUAAGUGGAGCAGCAACAACGAUUGCUAAUAACACAACUGCAACACAUACAAUGCAUAACAAUAUAGCAGCAGCAGCAGCAACAUCUAAUACAACAUCCACUGCCGGAACAACGGCCAGUACAACUAGUGUUAGCAAUAGUUGUAGUGGCACGGCAGGUGCUGGCCCUAAUGCUAAUUCAGCGGCUGCUGGUUCACAUGUUGUUACGUUUUUGGAUGAUGUGCCAAGUGGUAGUAAUGGUGUUGUUAACACUACCACACGUUUAAUGAACAAUACAGAUCUACAACAACAACAACAGCAUUAUUAUGAUCAUCAUACAUCGGAUGAUUUGGAUGCCUUAGAUACGGAUGAUUUUUUAGCCAAUCAUGUUGUCAGCUCGGCCAUGCUGUGCGAUGAUACUCUACCAACUUCGAAAAAUUGUUAUCGUCUUGUGAUAUUGGGUUCUUCACGUGUGGGUAAAUCAUCCAUAGUGGCACGUUUUUUGGGUAAUCGUUUUGACGAAGCGUAUACACCAACUAUUGAAGAUUUUCAUCGUAAAUUAUAUCGUAUACGAAAUGAGGUCUAUCAAUUAGAUAUUCUAGACACAUCUGGUCAUCAUCCUUUUCCAGCAAUGCGUCGUUUAUCCUUUCUGACGGGCGAUAUCUUCAUAUUGGUGUUCAGCAUGGAUUCUCGGGAAUCUUUCGAAGAAGUUGUACGUCUCAGAGAAAAUAUUCUAGAAACAAAAUGGGCAGCUCUUAAUCCUGGUUCAGGUUUCAAAAAGAAGGCUUUACCCAAAAUACCCAUGAUUUUGGCGGGUAAUAAAUGUGAUAAAGAACAAAGAACCGUUCAACUAGACGAAAUAAUGGGUUAUAUAGCGGGACAAGAUAAUUGUUGUGUCUUUGUCGAGUGUUCAGCUAAGCAAAACUUUCGUAUAGAUGAUUUAUUUUAUGCACUCUUUACCGCCUCUAAUCUACCACUUGAAAUGGCACCUAAUCAUCAUCGUAGGGUGGUAACCGUAUUUGGAGCACCCUCACCAUUACCACCACACUCCUCGACAGGAGGUUCCAAAAAGAAUGCUCUCUCCAUAAAACGACGUUUUAGUGAUGCCUGCGGUGUGGUAACACCCAAUGCACGACGGCCCAGCAUACGAACCGAUUUAAAUUUAAUGCGCUCAAAAACCAUGCAAAUGAAUGAAGGUGAUGGCAGUGUGGCACGUAAAAAAUGUGUAAUUAUGUAAAUUUUUAUUGAAACAUAAAAUAAACACACACAAAAACCUAAACAAAUUACAUAAAAUAAUAUAAAUUAAUAUUUCCAUAUUGUGAUAGUAGUUGAACAGAAAA